Messenger RNA from Cebus imitator (Panamanian white-faced capuchin), 1950 nucleotides. It is a transcript of the gene VSIG4, whose product is annotated as V-set and immunoglobulin domain containing 4. The record is from RefSeq and is a predicted model, not a curated record. The transcript has 7 exons. Gene Ontology annotation, molecular function: complement component C3b binding. NCBI's taxonomy places the organism in Eukaryota, Metazoa, Chordata, Mammalia, Primates, Cebidae. Gene Ontology annotation, biological process: negative regulation of interleukin-2 production; negative regulation of T cell proliferation; negative regulation of macrophage activation. The coding region runs from base 238 to 1395 and encodes 385 amino acids.
AAUUGCUUCACUCACCCUGGAACCUCCAACCCCAGGGAGGUGGUGGAAGGGUGGCACCCCACAUGACCAAUGCUGAAAUAGGGAAGGAAGAGGAAUGUAUGAUGGGACUAGGAGUUUGAGUGAGAGAUAUAAGGAAGGAAGGGCAGUAAGCAGGCACAGACGCUGGUGGCCACCAGAAGUUUGAGCCUCUUUGGCAGCAGGAGGCUGGAAGAAAGGACAAAAGUGGCUCUGGCUGUGAUGGGGAUCUUACUGGGCCUGCUACUCCUUGGGCACCUAACAGUGAACACUUAUGGCCGUCCCAUCCUGGAAGUGCCAGAGAACAUAACAGGACCUUGGAAAGGGGAUGUGACUAUUCCUUGCACCUAUGGCCCUCUCCACGGCUACACUCAAGUCUUGGUGAAGUGGCUGGUACAUCGUGGCUCACACCCUGUCACCAUCUUCCUACGUGACUCUUCUGGAGACCAUAUCCAGCAGGCAAAGUACCAGGGCCGCCUACAUGUGAGCCACAAGGUUCCAGGAGAUGUAUCCCUCCAACUGAGUACCCUGGAGAUGGAUGACCGGAGUCACUACACGUGUGAAGUCACCUGGCAGACCCCUGAUGGCAACCAAGUGGUGAGAGAUAAGAUUACUGAGCUCCGUGUCCAGAAACUCUCUGUCUCCAAGCCCACAGUGACAACCGGCAGCGGUUACGGCUUCAUGGUGCCCCAGGGAAUGAGGAUUAGCCUUCAAUGCCAGGCUCGGGGUUCUCCUCCCAUCAGUUAUAUUUGGUAUAAGGAACAGACUAAUAACCAGGAGCCUAUCAAAGUAGGAAACUUAAGUACCUUACUCUUCAAGCCUGCAUUGGUAGCCGACUCUGGCUCCUAUUUCUGUACUGCCAAGGGCAAGGUUGGCUCUGAGCAGCACAGCGACAUUGUGAAGUUUGUGGUCAAAGACUCUUCAAAGCUAUUCAAGACCAGUACUGAGGCACCUACAACCAUGAGAUACCCCUUGAAAGCAACAUCUACAGUGAAGCAACCCUGGGACUGGACCACUGACAUGGAUGGCUACCUUAGAGAGACCAAGCCUGGGCCAGGUAAGAACACUGUCAGGAGCAUGUCUGUGAAGCACCCAGGCAGAAGGGUGGGAAACCAGGACCCCAGCCUGAAGCCCCUUCUUUUGGGUGGUGGGCUCUUGGGCCAUAGGGUGCAUGCCAGGGAGGCCAACGACUCUGGAGAAACCAUGAGGGUGGCCAUCUUCUCAAGUGGCUGCUCCAGUGAUGAGCCAACUUCCCAGAAUCUGAGCAACAACUACUCCGAUCAGCCCUGCAUAGGCCAGGAGUACCAGAUCAUCACCCAGAUCAAUGGUGACUACACCCGGCUGCUGCACACAGCUGCACGCAGUUCCUCCGUAUUAUGAGUUUCUGGCCACUGAGGCAAGAGUGUCUGUUUAAAAUGCCCCACUAGGCCAGGAUCUGCUGACAUAAUUGCCUGUACAGUCCUAGCCUUCUGCAUAGCCACCUUCCCUGCUACCUAUCUUCAUGAAUAGCCUCAAAUUUCUGCCCUGCCAAUAAUGGGGCCCCUGGGAGUCACUGGCUUUGCUUUAGAAUUUGUCAGAUGCAUUUCAAGUAAGUCAACUGCUGGAUUUGGCCCUGGGCCCUUCUAGUAUCUCUGCCUGGGAUUUCUGGUACUCCUCUCUAAACACCAGAGGGAAGAUACCCAUAGCACUAGGACUUUAUCAUCAUGCUUACAGGCACGAUUCAACUUUGGCAUCUUGCCACCAGAAGACGAGCGGGAGACUCAGCUCUGCCAGCUCAGAGGACCAGCUGCAUCCAGGAUCAUUUCUCCUCCUUCAGGGCCAGACAUCUUUUAAUUGAGAUUGUCAUAUCACAGACCAGGGUUCAGCUCUGCUCCUGCACUGAAAGUCUAAUGUUCUGACUCUUAAUGCUCAAUAAAUAUCUAAUCAUAACAGCAA